ACCUUGACAGCACUCCUGGAUCAUCCAAGCGGUCGAGGGUGGAGGAGGAACGCGACGAGGACGUUUAUUUUCAGGAUGGAAACCUCGUGAUAUCAGCAUCAAGCGAUAGCAUUAUCUCAUACUUUAAAGUACACAAAUCCAUCCUCGGAAAACACUCCCCAGUCUUCGCAGACAUGUUGGCACUGCCAUCUCCGCCAUUGGUGGAGGAGUAUGAUGGUGUACCCCUUGUCUAUCUUCAUGAUGAUGCCAAAGACGUGAAAGCACUUCUCCAAACCAUCUAUGAUCCCAGCUAUCUGCCAUACCCUCUACAUGCCAAAUCAACCCCGUUAUUGAGCGGUCUCCUUAAAUUAGCUAUGAAAUACGAGGUUGAUUUCCUGCGAAACCGCAUCGUCCAGAACGCUAUAGCUAGUUGGCCAAGAGACCUUGCAGCUUGGGACAAGAUCGAAGAUAAUAUCGACUUCCAGACGAAAAGUGGUAAACACGACAUUGACGUUCUUCCAAAUCCCGUAUACGCCAUACGCAUCGGGCGUGAUUGCAAUAUACCCGAAAUUCUACCUCUCGCGUAUUAUGCCUUGUCAUGGCAGCCUACACCUAAACUGAGCGACUCGGUGUCGAGGUUUGGUUGGGAUCGACAGGCUCUUAGCCGCGAGGAGUUGGAAAUAUUCAAUCUUGGAAAAGAAGGAAUCCUGACUUUCAUUCUGGAACACAGUGCUAUGGACCCAACAAAUCUAUGGAUGUGCGGGCAAAGGGAGUGUAGUGGGCGUUUAGAUGCCGUGCUUUUGCUAUGGCGAGAGAUUAUAACAGAGCUGAUGAUGAGACCUUACGCUCUGCUCUUACUUCGACAAAAGGCUAGCGAGAUUCGAAAUGACAAAUGUGAGGCAUUCGUUUCCUGCGUUUCCUGUCGCAGUCAAAUAUCAAAAAAGCUGCGAGAAGUACGAAAAAGGUUGUUUGAAGAGCUACCUAACCUGUUUCAAGUUUGUCUAUCGUGAUGGUGAUUUCAUGACCUGCUGAUAUGAUAUGAUAUUAUCUGCCUGUGCCGAUAAGACUUCGACUGUUUGAUACUUAUACCCGCACUACCUGCAGGAUUGCACUUGUACUAUCAGCCUGUAUUCAAGUUUGUUCCAAACCAUACCUCGCUUCUACUAUUAUGAU
This is a messenger RNA of Serpula lacrymans var. lacrymans S7.9, 1152 nucleotides long. RefSeq lists its product as uncharacterized. The record is from RefSeq and is a predicted model, not a curated record. The coding region runs from base 174 to 989 and encodes 271 amino acids. Lineage: Eukaryota; Fungi; Basidiomycota; Agaricomycetes; Boletales; Serpulaceae. The transcript is spliced from 3 exons.